AUGUUCAGGAAAAGCUCGCACCAUCCCGAGAGGUCUGGCCGGUCCGGUAACAUCUAUGUACACAGUAGCACCGUAGCGGGCCAAGGAUCCAGAUCGGGCCGUAGCGCUGGAUCACCGUUCGACGUCGGUUUGGUGUUGUCACCGUCCCCGCCGCUCAGCCUCCGAUCACCCUCGAGUUCAGUCAAUCAGAGUCCACCCGGCGAGCGGAACUGGUCUUCCCAGCUCGCCAGUAGUGGACCCAACCGCCGGUGCCACCGACCGCACGCCCCUCCGACCAACAAACUGUCCAACUCCGGCACCAUUUCAAAGGGAUUUGCCGCAAAUGAAAAUACCAAGAGAGCCACCAUAAUCAUCUACCCCACCGUAUCCCCCGAGACGGUCAUCAUUCCGAUCGUGUCCUGCAUCAUCGGGUUCCCCAUCCUCGCCCUGCUGGUGAUAUGCUGCCUGCGGCGGCGGGCCAAGCUGGCCAGGGAGCGCGACCGGCGGCGCAACAUCGACCUACAGGAUCACGCAGUCAGUCUGAUUACAAUGCCUCGCGAGCUGUCAGUCUGUGUUCUGAGAGAAGUAUAAGCCACAGCAUUCCUUCGCUCGAGCUGGACACGAUCCUCGAGGAGACGC
Anopheles coustani is the source of this 618-nucleotide messenger RNA. RefSeq lists its product as uncharacterized. Bases 1 to 570 code for a protein of 189 amino acids. The record is from RefSeq and is a predicted model, not a curated record. The transcript has 4 exons. Lineage: Eukaryota; Metazoa; Arthropoda; Insecta; Diptera; Culicidae.